This is a messenger RNA of Drosophila nasuta, 723 nucleotides long. RefSeq names its product blocked early in transport 3 (gene Bet3). Gene Ontology annotation, cellular component: TRAPP complex. The transcript has 3 exons. NCBI's taxonomy places the organism in Eukaryota, Metazoa, Arthropoda, Insecta, Diptera, Drosophilidae. The record is from RefSeq and is a predicted model, not a curated record. Gene Ontology annotation, biological process: Golgi vesicle transport. The coding region runs from base 84 to 620 and encodes 178 amino acids.
UGCGGCCACACUGAACGGUACACCCACCACUGACUGACUGAAAAGAAAAAAAAAAGAUUGCGACAAAAUCAUUUCCAAGCAAAAUGUCUCGACAAGCCUCCCGAUUAGACGCAAAGAAAGUGAACUCGGAGUUCCUCACGCUCACCUAUGGCGCCUUGGUCACCCAGAUGCUGCGCGACUUUGAGAACGUGGACGAUGUGAACAAACAGCUGGAGCGCAUCGGCUACAACAUGGGCAUGCGUCUAAUCGAGGACUUUCUGGCUCGCACCUCAUCACCCCGCUGCCUGGAGCUGCGUGAGACAGCGGAUCGCAUUCAACAGGCGUUCCGCAUCUACUUGAAUGUGCAGCCCACAAUCUCAAAUUGGUCGCCAGCCUCCGAUGAAUUCUCGCUGCUCUUCGACUCCAAUCCGUUGACAGAGUUCGUUGAGCUGCCCGCAGAUUUGGCGAAUUUACGCUACAGCGCCAUACUCAGUGGCUGCAUACGUGGUGCUCUCGAAAUGGUUCAGCUGGAGGUGCAAUGUUGGUUUGUCCAGGAUCAGCUGAAGGGCGACAAUGUGACGGAGUUGCGUGUUAAGUUCGUGCGACGUCUAGAGGAAGCCAUACCAGCUGGCGAGGAUUAGAACGAGAAGACAAAGAGAAGAGAUAGUUUGUUUUUUUUAAAUGUUGUUCGUGAUGUUAGGGCGUACAAAACAAAUUGUGAGAAAGAAAAACCAAAAAAAAUAA